ACUAGAGUGAACUAACUGUUUCGAAUAGCAAAAAAACUGUGACUAAACUAACAAUCCAAGUGCUACAGAUACAGCACUAAAACACAAUGGAAUUGGAACAUUUACAUGAAUUAAAACACGAACUCGAUAUAUACGAAGAUCAACUAGAUAAAGUCGAUAUUGCAGAUUUGUUUAAACACGAUUCUGAGGAAACUAUGUAUUUUGAAGAUAACCAUGUCCAAAUUGAGAGUUACCAGACACAUUUAGGACAACCCACUGAUAAUCUGAAAGAUGUUCCAAAUCAUACAGAUUAUCAGGCAAUACUUACUGACAAUGUGAAAAUUGAUCACAACUUAGUUGCAGAAGGAACUGAGAAAGGUUUUCCUUCUUCGGUUUUUCAGAAAGAUGAUAUAGACAGUGAUAUGCUGCAACAUCCAACGGGGAAAUCACUCCAACACCAUAACAAAAGUGCCAAUAUUUCAACAAAAAUGUUUGUUGAGAACAAUCAGUUAAUUCAAAAUAUGGAUUCCGCGGAAAAGCAGAUUAUUGCUAAAAACAACAACAGAAACAUAAAUUUGUCCUUUGAAAAGUCGUUUUCAUGUAAUGUUUGUUCAAUUAAAUUUACUCUCAAAAGUAGCUUGAGAAAACAUUCACUUACUCAUGCUGAAGAAACACCUUUUGAGUGCGAUAUUUGUCAUAAAAGAUUCAGCCAAAAUUCCCAAUGUCUUGCACAUAGACAAACACAUACAAAAGAGGAACCCUUCAGAUGUAGUAUUUGCUUUAAGUACUUUAAGGGAGAAUCUGUCUUAAACGGACAUAUGAAAUUGCACACUGGCUCCAGUAUUUUAACAGAAAGCGACCGAUCUAACCAACAAGACGACCUCCAUGAUGAAGAUAAUAGUUUAGAAUCGAUAAUGUCUGAGAACAGUUCAAAUAUAUCCACAGAUAAUGAUGAAUUAACACAUAGUAUACUUAAUAUUGAAGAAAACCAUAUGCAACAAACCAAAUUUGAUAAUCAUCUUAAAGAAAAACCCAACCAACGUACGUUUGUGCAUAGUAAAGAAACAGACAAACUAUUUCAAUGCAAAAUUUGCUAUAAGCGUUUCUCAGUAAUAACCAAUCUAACACGUCAUAUAUUUAGGCAUGCAGACUUAGCUAGAUUUAAGAACCGCAUACAAAAACGCACUGCAGAACAACAAUUAAGGUGUCAUAUAUGCUUUGUGCAAUUCACAUUUAAAGAUAGCCUCAGAAAUCAUUUACUUAGGCACGUUGGAGAAAAACCUUUUGAGUGUAAUAUUUGUCGUAAACUGUUUUUUCAAAAUAAUAAUUGUAUUGUACAUAGACGUACACAUAUAAACGGGAAAUCUUUAGAAAAGAAAUCACUUGAUAUUUAUUCCAAUAUGCCUACAGAAAUUGAUCAGUCAAUGGAAAAUGUGCCUUUAAAUGCCGAAAAAGAAUCUUUGCAAAAUGUUACAUCAGAUCAUCUUUCUAAUGUUUCAAAAGUAGAUUCUUUCCAAUGCAAAUUUUGUUUCAAACAGUUCUCACUACAAGCAAAUUUAAAACGUCAUAUGCUCACGCACUUGGGAAUAAAACCCUUUAAAUGCGUUAUAUGUUUAAAGACAUUUUCUUCUCAAAUCGCACUAACAGAACAUGAGCGCAUACAUUCUGGAGAAAAACCCUAUAAAUGUGAAUUGUGUGAAAAGGAAUUUAUAUCAAAGUAUAUCUUCAAGAAACAUAUGAGAUUUCACACAGGCGAAAAACUUAUAAAGUGUGAUUAUUGUCCCCAACAGUUUACAAAUAACACAAGUUUGAAGAGACACAUAGUAAGCCACACUAGAGAAAGACCAUUUCAAUGUAUUAUUUGUUUUAAGAAAUACUCAAACAAAGGAAACCUGGACAGACAUAUGCGCUGUCACACUGGAGAAAAUCGUCAAUUUAAAUGCACUAUAUGUUUAAAGACAUUUUCUUCACAAAUCACACUUACAGACCAUGAGCGCAUACAUUCUGGACAAAAACCCUAUAAAUGUGAAUUGUGCCAAAGGGAAUUUAGAUCAACGAAUUGCUUCAACAAACAUAUGAGACUCCACACAGACGAAAAACUUAUAAAGUGUGAUUAUUGUCCCAGACAGUUUAUAGAUAACACUAGUUUGCAGUUGCACAUACUAAGCCACACUGGAGAAAGACCAUUCCAGUGUGUUGUUUGUUUCAAAAAGUUUUCAAGAAAAUACAGCCUGAACAAACAUAAUAUGCGUUCCCACACUGGAGAAAAUCCUCGAUUUAAAUGCAUUAUAUGUUUAAAGACAUUUUCUUCUCAAAUCACACUAACAGACCAUGAGCGCAUACAUUCUGGAAAAAAACCCUAUAAAUGUGAAUUGUGUCAAAAGGAAUUUAGAUCAAAGAACCCCUUCAACAAACAUGUGAGAUUGCACACCGGGGAAAAUCUUAUAAAGUGUGAUUAUUGUCCCCAACAGUUUACAAAUAACACAAGUUUGAAGAGACACGUAGUAAGCCACACUAGAGAAAGACCAUUUCAAUGUAUUAUUUGUUUUAAGAAAUACUCAAACAAAGGAAACCUGGACAGACAUAUGCGCUGUCACACUGGAGAAAAUCGUCAAUUUAAAUGCACUAUAUGUUUAAAGACAUUUUCUUCACAAAUCACACUUACAGACCAUGAGCGCAUACAUUCUAGACAAAAACCCUAUAAAUGUGAAUUGUGCCAAAGGGAAUUUAGAUCAACGAAUUGCUUCAACAAACAUAUGAGACUCCACACAGACGAAAAACUUAUAAAGUGUGAUUAUUGUCCCAAACAGUUUACAGCUAACAGUGAAUUUCAGAAACACGUAGUAAGCCAUACUGGAGCAGGACCAUUUCAGUGUGUUGUUUGUUUCAAGAAGUUUGGAACCAAAUCAAACCUGGACGAACAUAGACGUUUCCAGUGCUGUAUUUCCCAUUACGCCAAAUACGCAAAGGCGUCAGGCGGCAAAACAUAAAAGGCGGCGAAGAUGUACAGCUUCAAUACUAAAUCAAAUAGAAUGCAUAGUGAAAACACAGCCGACGAAGUCCAAUGGAACAAGGUGGUCUGCUCGCCAUGAUGCUGUAGUGAGCGUAUGCUCAGAGUUGGAGCGAAUAUUUAAAUCUUUGACAGUAACUGAGCGAUUAAUCUCUGAAAAACCAACGGUUCGCGGAAGCAACUGGAAUAAAACGUGGCUUAAACCGAUUCGAAUGUGCCUUUAUGACGGUUUUCUAGAAGUAAUCUUAGAGCGUUUCGAUAAGACCAAUAAAAUACUUCAAAGCGUUGAUACCAACACUGAAGGCACAACUACCCUUUUUUUUAUCUUUGAUCAAUUUUGUAAAAUCUUUACGAAAUGCUGAAACCUUUGAAAAAAGCAAAAACACUAUGGACGAAAAUUACGAUAGUCGACAACGAAAUCUUAUACCCGCUUUACACCAACAAUAAAUUAAACAAGAAAUUGACCAAUUUAUUCAAGGCCAAAUUUGACGUGUUCAAAAAACAACAAUUUGACAUUAAAUUUUGUUCGUUAUUAACUUCACAUCAUUGUCAAAUAACUGUCAAACUGCCAAUACGUGUUUUUCAGUUCUUUCGCAUUUUAAAGUUUAAUUUCAAGUGUUGUCUGAUCUUUUUAAUAGAGUAGACACAUUUUGCAGCUGUAUAGUGGUGACAACAUAUUAUAUUUGGUGGUAUGUCGGUUAGAAAGGAGAUUGAUGACCCGGGUGGAACAAUAAUUGAGGACAUUUCUGGUGAGUCUGUUCCAAUUAAAAAUAAUUAUGAAGACGAUAUUUCUAGUGCUGAGAAACUACAUUAUGACAAAAAUAUUCGUUACCGAUUAAGUGAUUCAGGACCAUUUAUUAUUUAUAUUGAGUCUACCGACAAGAACAUUGGAAAAUUACAUGCUAUCAGAGUUUGACAUUAUUUACAUUUAAAUAAUUUCAAAAGUAGCAUUGCUGAAAUCAAAUCUAUUGGUAGGAAUAAAAUUAAAGUAGUUUUGAAUAAUGCUUCAUCUGCCAACAAUAUUGUAAGUAGCGACUUUUUAGAAGUCAACAAUUUAAUUGCUUAUUUCCCACAGUUCUUUGUGGAACGUCGUGGUUUAAUAUGCUCAGUUGAUACAGAAUUUACAGAAAUAUAUCUAUUAGAAAAACUUAAAGCUGAGAAUCCAGAUAGUAAUAUUAAACAAAUAAAACGACUAAAGCGUAGAAUCACAACAGAAACAAAUGAUAUUAAACUAGUAGCUAGGCAACUUGUAUGUAUAACAUUUAUUGGAUCUUCUUUACCAAAAGAAGUUAUAAUCAAUAGUUGUAUUUUUCUGGUGGAACCGUACAUAUAUCCCGUUAUACAAUGUGAAAGAUGCUUAAGGUACGGACAUAUGACACAACAAUGUAAAGGGAAGGAGCGCUGUAAAAACUGUGGUGAAAACCAUAGUAAUACGGAUUGUUCUAUGGUAACCAAAUGUUUACAUUGUAAUCAGCAACAUUCAGCAUUGUCAAGAGAGUGUCCAGAAUAUAGUAAACAACGAAAAAUUAAGGAAAUUAUGGCAACAAAAAAUAUAUCGUUUCAGGAAGCUGAAAAAGUUCAUAGUAAUCCAAAUUAUUAUUCAAACGUGUUGACUAGUAAUAAAUUCUCGUUGUUGGCUAAUGAUUCUAGCAGUUUUCCUCCACUACCUUCUAGAAAUGUCAAUUUACCGUCAGUAUGCAGUAUCUCUAAACCGAGAGUUGUGAGAAGAAAUUCCAUAUCUAGUAACACCUCCGAAUCGUUAAAAAAGAAGAAGACUGAAUGAGAGCGAAAAUAUUGAUAAUGAAAAAGUUGAAAAGAAUAUGGCCAGUUCGUCAAUCUUACCAAACCCUUAUAGGGAUGAGUUUAUGAUGCAUAAAGAAAAAAUAGUUGAAGGCAUUUCUAAUAUAAUAUUCAGCUUUCUUUCCGAUGUAUCGAAUUGGAAGGACAGUUUUCAUAAUGAUCCAAAUUUAAUUAAAAAGCAAAUUUCAAAGUUAUUAGAAAAUGUAUCCACAUCUAAUGGCACAUAAUAGUUUAAAGAAUUUAAAUUUGAUACAAUGGAAUAGUCGUUCUACUGUAUCUAAUGCACAAGCUUUUAAACAAUUUUUGUAUUCUAAUGAUAUUGACAUUGCAAUUUUAUCGGAAACAUGUUAUAAGACAAAUCACAACAUUAUUUAUAGAGGAUACCAAGUUAUUAGAAAAGAUCGCCAAGGUCGCAGAUUUGGAGGUGUAGCUAUAUUUUUAGGCCUACGGAUACAUACUUAUAAAAUAUUGGAUGUUAUAAAUGUUGGUACGUUAGAAAUUUGUGGUGUAAAAAUUGAUUUUAAUGGCAGAUUAAUUAAUAUAAUUUCGUUGUAUAAAUCUGAUAAAAAUCUAAGCAUCCGGGAAUGGGAACGUCUUUUUAAUUGGUGUUGCUCACUUGAAAGAGAGACGAUACUGGGAGGCGACUUCAAUGCCCAUCAUGCGGUAUGGGGUUCUCCAAAAAAUGACAUUGAUGGCAAUAGAAUAAUUGAAGCACUAGCUGAUAUGAACUUAAUAAUUCUAAAUGAUGGUACAGCAACCCGAAUUAUUCCACCAAGCUCCACAAAAUCAGCUGUAGACUUAACGUUAGUAACUCCUGGAUUAGCUGCAAUAGCUCAUUGGCAAACGUUGGAUAGAACUCUUGGAUCUGAUCAUUACAUUAUUUCCAUCAAAUUAAAUAUUGAUGUACCUUCUACCAUUGUCUAUCCAACAAGGAAAUGGAGAUUAAAGAAAGCCAACUGGGAAUUAUUUCAGAGUACUCUUGAAAUUGAAUUAAAGAAUGUUGUAUACUCUGAUAACUGUCAAGAAACGGCAGUUACUCUUAAUAGAGCAAUCAAUACAAGCGCCGAAGCUUCUAUUCCUGAAAACGUACCAUUCAUUCCUAAACAUAGACAAAAAUCGAUUUGGUGGGAUGAUGAAUGUGCCAAACAAUUACAGCUUAAGAAGGAUGCGCUUAAAUUAUACAAAACCUCAUCCACUCUGAGUAACUUUCUUGAAUAUAAAAAGAUAGAAGCUAUAACUAAAAAAAUGUUUAAACAGAAAGCCAGAAGUACAUGGAUUCAAUUUUGUUCCAAUCUUAACUCUAGCUGUCCAUCAACUCAAAUAUGGAAGAUGGUGAACAAAUUGAACAACAAAAAUACAAAUAUUAAACAUGCUCCCUCUUCAGUUGCAGAAGAUAUUCUACAGAAGCUAUGUCCACCUUUUGUUGACAAACAUAUACCUCACUCAGGAGCACCUUCAGAAGAACAUUAUUUACUAAAGGAAAUAACAGCAUCCGAACUGGAAUAUGCCAUUAAGAUAUCCAAAAACACAGCCCCAGGUCCAGAUCAUAUUUCGUAUAUUAUGUUACAAAAAAUGGGUACGCUGGCUAAAAGAUUACUAUUGCAUAUUUAUAAUUGUAUCUUGAAAACUGGAAUAUUUCCUUACAAAUUUAAUGAUUGCUUUGUUAUAUUAAUUCUGAAACCGGAAAAAAUAAAGAUCAUCCGGAUUCAUAUCGACCAAUUACAUUGUUGUCAUGCAUUUUCAAAACAUUCGAAAGAAUUCUAAAAUUGAGAAUGAAAACUUGUUAAGGAGGCAUAGUAUACUAAAAGCAACACAAUUUGGCUAUAAACAAGGGUGUGGUACGAUGGAUGCAGUAGUACGUCUGACUACAGAUGUUCAAAUUGGUUUUUCCAAUUCUAUGACCACAGGUGCAUUGUUUAUCGAUAUAAAAAGUGCUUAUGACAAUAUUGAUUUGAAUAUACUCUGUGAUAAACUUGUAUUUCUUGGUGUUCCAAAAUGCAUGGCAUAUUUACUAUCAAAUUUAUAUAAAGACAGAAAUGUAUCCAUUCGAGUAGGUCAUAAUAUCAUAGGACCAAUGAUUACAUCAAAGGGUAUUCCACAGGGAGCUGUUCUAAGUCCACUUCUUUUUAAUAUGAUUUGCACAAUUUAUGGUCUCCCAAUAUUGUCUGUUUACAGUAUGCUGAUGAUAUUGUCAUCUAUUCACAGAAGAAAACAUAUAUGGAAUGUACUACUGAACUGAAACAUAUAAUGUACAACCUUAAUAACUGGACUUGGUUAAAUGGCUUUAAUAUUUCGUACCAAAAGUGUGCCGUAGUAUUCUUUUCUAGAAAACACCCUAUUAGAGAUUGCACAGUAUGCUUACAGGGCAAUACUAUUCCAAUUGUUUCGGAAUUUAAAUACCUUGGUGUCAUACUUGACAGAAAACUUCUUUGGACUCAACAUAUUAACUACACAAUUAGUCGCUGCGAAAAAGGUAUUAAUUUACUUAAAAUGCUUUGUAAGAGAUCGUGGGGUGCAGAUCAAACUACUGGAUUGACUUUUUAUCGAGCCUAUAUUAGAUCUAUUAUAGAUUACGGGUGUUUGGUGUAUGGAUCAGCGAGCAUAAGUAAUUUACGUAAACUUGAUAGAAUCCAAUUGAAAGCUUUGAAAAAUGUGUUAGGGUUGAUGAAAAGCACUCCAAAUGAAGCUACACUAGUUCUAGCAUCUGAAAACCCACUCCCAUUACGUAGAGAAUAUUUGGCAAGCAAAUAUUUCCUAAUCCAACAUUAUUGCUGCACGUAUAAUGCAAAAAUAAUUAGUCAAUUAAAUACAGCUGAUAAAACAUCUACACAUUUUGCAAAAAAGAAUUCUCCACUACUAGUGACAGCAUUUGUAACUUGCCAUGAACUUAAUUUAACAAACUCUCCUUGCUACCUUAUUUGGGAAUCAUUGGAUAUACCACACUUAACAAGCGUUCUAUCUACAAAUAUUAUUCCUAAAUACCAAACUAAAUUUUGUCAUAAUACUCUCAAGGAAAUCUUAAGUAAUUAUUCAGAUUACACCACGAUCUAUACAGAUGGGUCAAAAUCAGUAAACUGUACAACAAGUGCUUACUUUGUACCAAAAAUAAAUUUAAAAAAAGUAUUUACUCUAAAUAAUCAAUCCAGCAUCUUUUCCGCCGAAGCAUGUGCUAUAUAUAAAGCUCUUGAAUGGUGUUGUGAGAAACAAUGGAACAAAAUUGUUGUGUGCAGUGAUUCACUAUCAGUAUUAAAUGCAUUACAAAACUUUAGAGUCACAAUUAACAGCAAUAUAUUUAUAUUAAAAAUAUUGCAACAAUUACUAAAAUUAUCAGCUUCAACAUAUAGUGUUAAAUUUGUGUGGGUUAAGGGACAUUCAGACAUAUUAGGUAAUAGUAUUGCGGAUUCAAUAGCUAAAAAUCCACUAAAGUACCCUCAAAUAUUGAUUGAAGAACUUAACACAUGUGAUAUUUUUGCAUACGUUAAACAGCAUAUUAAAUGUAAAUGGGAUAGACGUUGGAUUCAGUUCGGUGAAAGUACAGGCACUAAUUUGUUUAAAUUACAACCAACAGUAGCUGUUAACCAAUUUUACAAAGUUGUUGCACUAAGUAGAAAUACAGUGUCGACCAUCCUAAGAUUAAAAGUAGAUCAUGGAUGUUUCCGGAAGCAUCUACAUAAAAUCGGAGUUCUCCCAACAGGCAGAUGUGACUGUGGAACUAGCAUAGCUAAUCUAAAUCAUAUAUUUUUUAACUGUCCCUUAAAUCUCAAUGCAAGUAUGUGGCUGCUACAAGAAUUGCUGAAAGCAGGUUUAAGUACUCCCCUAGACUUAAAUGUGCUAUUAAGUGUGGAUAACAUUAAAAUUUUUAAACUAAUUAUGACAUUUCUUCAAAAAAUUAAAUUAAAAGUGUGAAUGUAAAACUAAUCGUUUGAAUGAAUAGGUAUUUCUUUUGUAUUAUGUAAUGUAUGAAUGAGAUAUUUACUGUAAUUAAUUAUAUUAUUUUGUAACCUAUGUAUGUUUUUAGUUCUUACCGUAGUGAAAAAAAAAAUUAAUAUAGUUGUAUUUAUUAACAUAGUACGUAGGCAUUGUUAUUUGUAAGCUUUAUUUUUUUUAUUUUUUAUUUUUAAGUGUAUACUGGACAAUUUUAUACUUAUGAACGAAUAAUAAUUUUAUAUGUAGUUACGUGGCUAAAGGUUCUGAACCAAGGCCAGAAUAAAAUUAAAAAAAAACUUCACAUCAAUAAAUUCGUGAAUUUCUUGGAAGUCAAAGUUUCUUUGACUUCAAUAAAUUGAAGGAACUUUGAAUAAAUAAAGGGUUGUUUUCACGAAAAGUUAAUAGAAAGUGCCAAGUAGGUACCUACAACAAUGGUAUCGGGACGAUCUGGACGGUUCCGUGCUUUUCUCAGAAUUAUUAAGAGAAGACGUAAUUUCUGAAAAAAUUAGUCUAUUAAAUACGCUAUUAUAGAGGGUGUCCCGAAAAAAUUGGUUAUAACAUAAAUUAUACCAUACAUUCUGGUGUCAAAAAUAGUUCGAUUGAACCUAACUUGCCUUAGUACAAAUGUGCUCAUAAAAAGUUAUAGCCCUUUGAAGUUACAAAAUGAAAAUCGAUUUUUUUCAAUAUAUCGAAAACUCUCAGAGAUUUUUUAUUGAAAACGGACAUGUAUCAUUCUUAUGCUAUGGCAGGAACAUCUUAAAACAAAAUUAUAGUGAAAUUUGUCCACCCCAUAAAAAGUUUAUGGGGAUUUUGUUCCCUUAAACCCCCCAAACUUUUGUGUACGUUCCAAUUAAUUCAUUAUUGUGGUACCAUUAGUUAAACACGUUUUUAAAACUUUUUUGCCUCCUAGUAUUUUUUCGAUAAGCCAGUUUUUAUCGAGAUGCGGCUUCUUUUUCAAUAUAUUUACGUAAAAAUUUUAUGGGGGUUUUGUUCCUUUAAACCCCCCAAAUGUUUGUGUACGUUCCAAUUAAACUAUUAUUUUGGUACCAUUAGUUAAACAUAGUGUUUUUAAAAUGCAGCAGAUGAGUUAAAAGUUCGCGGCGUCGUUGUAAUAGUGGACAUAUCGGAAACUAAUUUUAUCAUACUGGUUACAUGGUUGCGUUUAGCCAUGUAAGGGUUUGUCAUCAUAUUCUUUAUCGCUCAAUGUACAUAUUGGCAUUAAAAACAAAAAAUCGAUAAUUUUUGAUAUAUCGGGUUUUGCCUUAGUACUACAGACAGGUCUCUAAUCGUACAUAACCAUAUACAAAUAUAUGGUGGAUUCGACAAAUAUUCAAAAUAUCUCGAUAAACACUGACUUAUCGAAAAAGUACUAGAGACAAAAAAGUUUUAAAAACAUUGUGUUUAACUAAUGGUGCCACAAUAAUAAUUUAAUUGGAACGUACACAAAAGUUUGGGGGGUUUAAGGGAACAAAACCCCCAUAAAAUUUGUAUGGGGUGGACAAAUUUCACUAUAAUUUUGUUUUAAGAUGUUCCUGCCAUAUGGCUAUUUUCAAUAAAAAAUCUCUGAGAGUUUUCGAUAUAUGAAAAAAAAUCGAUUUUCAUUUUGUAACUUCAAAGGGCUGUAACUUUUUUUGUGUGUACUAUUUUAUAUAGGUAAGUGAGGUUCAAUCAACCUAUUUUUGACCCCAGAAUCUGUGGUAUAAUUUAUGACCAAUCUUUUCGGGACACCCUGUAUAUUCGGGCUCAUAAUUUGGAAGCCGUUUUUCCUAACGUCUAAAUCGUCUUGCGCAUAUUUGUCUCCAUUGUUGUCACAGUUUGCUCGGCGGAGCGUCUCUUUUCAACACUUUAAACGGUUAAAAACGUACUUAAGAUCAACCAUGGAGCAAGACAGACUCAAUUCCUUGACAAUAGAAUCUGAUUUGACAACAACCUUAGAUUUUGAUACGAUUCUCAAAUCAUUUGCAUCCAUGAAAUCUCGACAAAAAGUAAUGUAAUUAUUAUACUGAUCUAAAAUACGUAUAUUUUUUGAAUAAAAAGCUAGUUUUGGA
Molecule: messenger RNA, 10764 nt
Organism: Diabrotica virgifera virgifera (western corn rootworm)
Lineage: Eukaryota; Metazoa; Arthropoda; Insecta; Coleoptera; Chrysomelidae
Product: zinc finger protein 271-like
Exons: 2
Coding region: 87-2969 (960 amino acids)
Biological process (GO): regulation of transcription by RNA polymerase II
Cellular component (GO): nucleus
Molecular function (GO): RNA polymerase II transcription regulatory region sequence-specific DNA binding; DNA-binding transcription factor activity, RNA polymerase II-specific
Source: RefSeq, a predicted model, not a curated record